Centrocercus urophasianus (Greater sage-grouse) is the source of this 2210-nucleotide messenger RNA. RefSeq names its product ring finger protein 165 (gene ARK2C). Gene Ontology annotation, molecular function: ubiquitin protein ligase activity; zinc ion binding. The transcript has 8 exons. The record is from RefSeq and is a predicted model, not a curated record. The coding region runs from base 10 to 1062 and encodes 350 amino acids. Gene Ontology annotation, biological process: motor neuron axon guidance; positive regulation of BMP signaling pathway. NCBI's taxonomy places the organism in Eukaryota, Metazoa, Chordata, Aves, Galliformes, Phasianidae.
GGCCGCAGCAUGGUCCUGGUGCACGUCGGUUACCUGGUGCUGCCCGUCUUCGGCUCCGUGCGCAACAGAGGUGCUCCAUUUCAAAGGUCUCAGCAUCCCCAUGCUACCUCCUGCCGACAUUUCCACCUGGGUCCCCAGCCUCAGCUCUCCGCCGACUUCACCCUGCCUCACACGGUGCAGCCCCAACCGGGGCUGACCCCACACAUGACCCCCGCACACCAGCAUAGCGGUCCCCUGCACCAAUCCCUGGCCCCAGUGCCAGCCCUGCCCUUCCAAGAUGUGGCCGGACCAUCCUUCCUACCUCAGGCGCUACACCAGCAAUACCUCCUCCAGCAGCAGCUCCUUGAGGCCCAGCACCGCCGGCUCAUGCCCCAUCCCAGGCGGGCUCAGGAGCGCAUGUCUGUUCAGCCUCACCGUCUGCACCCCAGCUUUGACUUCAGCCACCAACUGCAAACCCCACAGCCCCUGGCACCCCAGCCCAGGUACUUGGCCGAAGGUACAGACUGGGACCUCAGUGUCGAUGCAGGACUGACACAUGCCCAGUUCCAGGUCCGCCCGGUCCCUCAGCCCUAUCAGCAUUACUUAGCUACACCUCGGAUGCAUCACUUCCCCAGAAGCACAUCCUCAACACAGAUGGUUGUUCAUGAAAUCAGAAAUUACCCUUAUCCUCAGCUUCAGUUACUUGCUCUUCAGGGACUGAACCCAAGCAGGCACACAUCGGCUGUGCGGGAGAGCUAUGAAGAGCUGCUGCAGCUGGAGGACAGGCUGGGCAGUGUGAGCCGGGGGGCUGUCCAGAACACCAUUGAGAGAUUCACCUUCCCCCACAAAUACAAGAAGAGAAGACCACAGGAGGGUAAAGCUGAGCAAGAGGAUGGAGAGGAGUCAGACACUGAUGAGAAAUGCACAAUCUGUCUGUCCAUGCUUGAAGAUGGAGAAGAUGUCAGGAGGUUACCCUGCAUGCAUCUCUUCCACCAAGUAUGCGUGGACCAGUGGCUGGCCACCAGCAAGAAGUGCCCAAUCUGCAGGGUGGACAUUGAAACACAGCUCGGCUCGGACAGCUGAAAGAAUUGGCUGGACACACCAUUUUCCUUAUCAGGUCGUAUGGCCAUAAACCCUUGCAGCAAAAUUUUUUGCCUUCUGAGCCAUUUGAUUGAGAGGAAAAGUCUGCAGGCAUGUUAGAGAGGGAGAGGAGGAGGUGUCAGUACAAUAUCUAGUGGUAGGAGAUAUUGCACAUGCGCAGGAUGCGGGCCUGGUGAAAGGGAGCUGGCAUUCCCGGAGCUCAGAGACCCCAUGCUACAGAAGAUUUAGUGUUGAACAUGAAGGAACUAGUUGUGGUAGUCUGGCCUGUCAAUCCUGCAUUUCAUGAGGAUUGUAUAUAUACCUCUCGAAUACGUAGAAACAUGUUAUAGGGGUCCUUUAGCUAUUUCUAUGGAUGGCAGCUGGAGCAUGUUAGCUUAAGAAAUGUUGUGUUUGAUGCCCUACUCAUCUUGUGGUGGACAUGUUGCUGUUACCUAAUUUGCACCAAAUAUUUUUUCAUAGAUUCCUUAUGUUGGUGCCUGAUUAAUACAUUGUAAAAGGGGAAUGCAGAGGUCAAGCUUUCCCACCCUUGGGGGGAAGAGGCGAAAAAGCAAAAUCCUGUUUACAAUCAGAAGGGUUGCGCUCUUUUCUUCAGCCACGCGUGCUUCCUUUCCUUGCCUUUACAGUGUUGCAAAUUUAGAGAUGCUUAAAACAUAUUAACAAAAAAAAAAAAAAAAAAAAAAAAAAGAAAUGACAAAUUGAAAAUGAAAUGAACGAAGCAAUAAGGAGAUGCUUCGUUCCUGCUGUUCUGCUGCUGCUGAAUGCUUUCUGUAGGGGCACAGUGUUGAGGUGGAUGCUGUUUCUUUGCUCUUUGUGUAGCUCAGCAUGCUGAAAUCCACGCUAGGCUGUGGGCUGUCUCCACGAUCUCUGUUAUCCAUUGUGAAUGAUCUUACUGAUAUGGUAAGCUGGAGGCUGGUUGGCUUCAGAGCACCGUGGCUCAAGUCUCCCCAGGGUUGGACAUCUCCUGUGAUUUAGGGUAUAGCUUCUCAGAAACAUUGCAAUAGGACAAAGGGAAAUGGUUUCAAACUAAAAGAGGGGAGAUGAAACCGGAUAUAAGGAGGAAGUCCUUUAUAAUAAGGGUGGUGAGGCCCUGGCACAGGCUGCCCAGAAACGUGGUGGUGCCCCAUCCUUGA